AUGGCGCCCCUGCAGCGCAGGCCGCGGCCCGCGUCGCCGACGCUGCUGGCGCAGCGGGCCGCGUACCAGGCGCAGCUGGGCCGGAGCGGAGGCUCGCUGUCGUCCUCGGCGCCCGUGCUGCCGGCGCUCGCGGACGCCGCCUCGCGCGGCGCGCUGGCCCUGCCGACAGACAGGAGCUCCCGCAGCCUGGCGAGCCUGAGCUCCGCAGCCGCGCCGCGGCCGCUCAAGUCGCUGCUCCCCGCCGACCACCCCGCCGAGGCCAGCUGCUGGCACGGCACCAGCGCGCUCCUCAGGCGAUGCAGGGAGUUCGAGGCCUCGGGCAAGGACACCGACUGCCAGACGUCGUGUGCCCCCCGCAAGAUGCGGGGCCUCGACCUGCUCUACUUCCAGUCGGUCGACCCCCUGGAGGAGGGCGGCCCGGGGAGGACGCGGCGGCGUUCCAGCAUCACAGGGGUUGACGAGAAGCAGCGCAGGAUCAGAGCCGCCCUGAAGAGCGUGAAGCUCUUCUCAGACCUCGACAGCAAGAACCCUGGGCUCAUAGCCCAGCUUGCGCAGGAGGCAUCGGUGCAGAGGUUCGCGGAGGACUUCGUUAUCUUCCGGCAGGGCGACCCCCCGAAGAAUUGCUACGUCGUCAUGCGUGGCAAGGCCGGCGUCUACAUCCAUCGCCGGGGGAUGCGGUACGAGGACACGAGGCCUUCCCCUGCGGACGGUGGCGACGAGCCCGACAACGACGACGGCUCCGUGUGCUCCUCGCCGAGGUCCCCCAUGUCGCCCACGAGGGCGGGGCGGCGGCGGCGGCGGGCGGGGCCCACGCCGCGCAACGCCAAGGGGCUCGACAUGAAGGACCGGUUCAAGACUGCCGAGGGGUUCAGCAGCUUCAACAAGCACUCCGUAUUCGGCAAGUGCGAGAAUGUCCUUGGUCCUGGAAUGCUCUUCGGGGAGACCGCGCUCGACAACGACGACUCGCGGAACGCCACCAUCAAGUGCGAGGAGGACUUGGAGGCGCUGGCCAUCCCGAAGAAGUAUUACAAGAGGGCGAUGGCCCAGGUGAACGCCCAGAAGGACUUCAUCUGCUCCAACCUCCCUGGGGCCCAGUUCGGCUACAGGCUGACGCACCCGGCCACCUUCUUCGUCCUGCGGGAGUUCAAGCAGGGCCACGCCUUCCUGCACGAGGCGGUGCGGGCCUCCGAGCGGGCGGUGUUCUGCGUCUUCUCCGGCCAGGUGGAGGUGCGCCGCUACCGCCGGGCCACCGACAACCCCGCCUACGUGCUGGCUCACCGGCCUCUGGACGAGGCAUCCUGGAAGAGCAGAUGCCCGCCCCCGCCGAUGCUGGCGGACAGUGCCCUGAGCCUCGCCAGGCCCUCGGACGGCGCGCCCAAGGCCGUCCGGGACGGCGCCGCGGCGAGGGCGAGCGCGACGUCCGUGAGCAGUAGCUUCAACAUGCCGGGGCAGAUCGACGAGGGCGGCUCCGGCUUCGGCGAGGACGACUUCGGCCCCACGCUGGGCGGCCAGGGGGCGACGGGAGCCAAGUGCCCCGCUGAUCAGGUGGCCAUCGACGUCGUCGAGAAGGGAGCCUGCUUCUGCCCGCUGUCCUUCUACCCGCUUCCCGGGGCGGAGCCCUUCACGAUGGUGGCGGUGACCGAGACGGUCAGGGUGUUGUGCGCCUCCGAGCAGGACGUGAAGGCUUUCCCGGCCAAGUUCGCCAAGGCGAUGAGGAACUCGCUCAUGCAGGACAUGACGAGGCGCCUGAAGGCCGUCAAGAGGAUGGACCUGGAAACGGCCCAGGACGUGGCGCGCCCGGAGCCCGAGCCGCCGAGCCCGAGCCCGAAGCACCUGCGGCGCCCGGUCAGCGCGGGCUCGAGCGACGGCAGCUUGCUCUCCGUCGGUCAGGUACGGCCAAACCAGCCUCAGUGCACCGGUAAGCUGCCCAACUCACCUGUGUUCUCUCCAGGCACGGCCGAGAGCCACCCGUGGGGAAUGCCCGACAUCAUGACGGGCGAGACGCGAGCACGACAGCGCGAUUCAUGA
Molecule: messenger RNA, 2028 nt
Organism: Prorocentrum cordatum
Lineage: Eukaryota; Dinophyceae; Prorocentrales; Prorocentraceae
Source: the annotation of a GenBank genome assembly